GUUGACUUGAAUCAAUAUGAAAUUGACAAGUACUUGACCGAGAUUGAAACUGAAGCAGAGCUACUUCAUUGGUGGAAAGCAAGUGCUGCUCAGUUCCCAACUCUCUCCCGCCUUGCAAUGGACUUUCUCGCUAUGCAAGCAACUAGCGUGCCAAGCGAGCAAGCUUUCUCGGUCGCCAAGCACACGAUUAGUCUCACCCGGAAUCGCAUAAACCCUGAAGUAGCUCGCACGUCCUUGUGUUUGAAAAGCUGGUAUCGAGAACUAGGUGAUAUAUUAAACGAAGUAGGUAAUAUAUUAAACGAAGUAGGUAAUAUUAGUGUUUAA
Messenger RNA from Racocetra persica, 324 nucleotides. NCBI's taxonomy places the organism in Eukaryota, Fungi, Glomeromycota, Glomeromycetes, Diversisporales, Gigasporaceae. The record is from the annotation of a GenBank genome assembly.